AUGCCACGUACCGCAACGUCCCAGCCCCGCGCCAUGCUAGCCGCUGGUUCCCAUUCUGAACGUCGGGCUGACCUGUGUGCAUCCAGCUUUGGCGACUUGAACCUCAUUCGGGAGAUGCCGCCCUUCGACGCGCACCUCAAGUGGAUCCAGGAACUCGGCUCCAAGGUAAUUACGUACCGAGGCAUGUUUUACGCCGAGCGCAUCUAUCUGGCCGACGCACGAGCCAUGAACCACGUCCUGGGCCCUGCCAACAGCUACUCGUACCCCAAGCCCGACAACACGCGUCGGUUCCUCUCCGAACUCCUCGGCCAUGGCGUCCUCGUCAGCGAAGGGGACGAGCACAAGCGCCAGCGAAAGAUCUUGCAGCCUGCCUUCAACGUGUCUGCCAUUCGAGGCCUGACACCCACGUUUUUCAAGCACGCCAACAAGCUCGUCGAUCGGCUGGGCGAAUUCGUUGACAAGACGGAGGGGCCAGCCGAAGAGCCGUUUAUCCCCGGCCAGAGCGCCAUGUCGGCAAAAGUGUCACAAAAGGGCAAGCCCGUUUUUGACAUUUCACACUGGACCUCCAAGACGACGCUCGACAUCAUCGGCGAAACGGGCUUUGACCACGACUUCAAGACAAUCAACUCGGGCGAAGGCGAGGGCGACGACGAGCUUGCGCAGGCGUUCAACACGCUCAUGAGGCAGACUGGCAACCUGAACAUUUGGCAGAUUAUCCAGUUCGGCCUCCAGUCGAUUCCGGGCUUCUGGUGGCUCCGCAUGCUUCCUACUCGCCGACGCAGGCUCAUCCUUGACACCUAUAAGAUUCUCGAGAAAAAGUCCAAUGAGCUCGUCGAUGCCAAGCGCGCCGAAAUUGCCGCAGACAUGAAGGGCGCGAUGCAACAGGACUCUAAGGCCUACCUUGAGGACAUGGGCAAGGGCAAAGACAUCCUCUAUCUCAUGAUGAGGGCCAACAUGGCCACUGACAUAUCGCCAUCGGAGAGGCUGGCCGACGACCAGCUCGUCGGACAAAUUACCACCUUUAUCUUUGCCGGACACGAGACAACGAGCACCCUGACGCAGUGGGCCCUACACGUUCUCUCGCUUUCAGAGAACAAGCACAUCCAGGAUAAGCUCCGUGCCGAGCUCGAGGAGAACUUUGCCGGACGCGACGAGAUCCCCUACGACUCACUGAUGGCCAUUCCUUACCUCGACAACUUUACCAAGGAACUCAUGCGGCGGCACUCGCCUGUCGGCUCGACCACGCGCGAGGCGCAAAAGGACGAUGUGAUUCCACUCUCCAAGCCUUACCCGACAAGGGACGGCAAGGGCACGUUCAACAGCGUCGUGGUGAAGAAGGGAUCCGAGGUCAUGAUUCCCAUCCAGGUCCUCAAUCGCAGCGAGGACGUCUGGGGCCCCACCGCUCACGACUUCAAUCCCGAUAGAUGGGAUGAUAUUCCCGCCACGGCAAAGGAGAGCGGUCUGCCCUCGCACAUGCUCACCUUCAUCGCCGGUCCUCGGAGCUGCAUCGGCAACCGUUUCUCCAUUGCCGAGUUCAAGGUCCUCAUCUCUGCACUCGUGCGCGCCUUCCGCAUAGAGGCCGUCGAGGGCUGGGAGAUUGAGCCCAAGCAGGGCAUCGUCGUCCGCACUCGAAUCGUCGGUCAAGAAGACCUCGGCCUGCAGAUGCCAUUGCGCUUUUCCAGGAUCUGA
This is a messenger RNA of Acaromyces ingoldii, 1689 nucleotides long. RefSeq names its product cytochrome P450. Lineage: Eukaryota; Fungi; Basidiomycota; Exobasidiomycetes; Exobasidiales; Cryptobasidiaceae. Gene Ontology annotation, molecular function: iron ion binding; monooxygenase activity; heme binding. The record is from RefSeq and is a predicted model, not a curated record. The coding region runs from base 1 to 1689 and encodes 562 amino acids. The transcript has 4 exons.